CUGGAAGGAUUCUUGCGGCCACGCGUUUACAACCGUGACUGCAUAUUAAUCACUCGACAUUCUUGAGCAUAAUAGCACAGCACUCAAAGCUAUGCAAUCAAACAUCGAUCUCUGCAGACUUACGCUUUGAAAGGCCCCGGAAAGCAAGCCAUGAAAAUUUAACAAACCUGAAUCAGACCCAGAGAAAAGACAGACUCUUGCAAUUGCAAUGACGAGAAAAGUUACAAAGACUAUUGCGGUGGUUGGUAUCACUGGUAAUCAGGGAUCAUCUGUUGCAGCGACGUUCCUUGCCGAUUCCGAUUGGACUGUGAGAGGCAUUACUCGGGACCUCACAAAAGAGACAUCCACAAAAUGGGCCAACCGCGGUGCUGACAUGGUAGCCGGGGAUCUUGAUGUUCCCGACAGCAUGACGAGGGCUUUCCAUGGCGCGAACAUUAUCUUUGGGACGACGGACUUCGUACAACAUCUACAAGAUCCGCAGAUCAUUGCAAGCGCAGGGGCUCGACAUGUCAAUGAAGCUGCCACUGAACGCGAAUUCGAACAAGCAAAACGACUCAUCGAUGCGGCUGCUGCGCACACCUCCACUCUCGACGAGAGAUACCCGGAGCUGUGGAAAAAGACAAGUCUUCUUCAACUGGACAUCUUUGCGAGCAACUGGAGAGUUCCUUACUAUACGCCCAAGAAGCAAGCGGAUGGGAGUUUCAAGGUCAGCUUACCCAUGAGCGGUGACAAAAAGUUUCCAAUCAUAGAUCCGAACAGUGAUACUAGUGUAUUGACCCAGGCUCUCCUGAAGAGCAAAGCAGGAACUCAUUUGGUUGGAGCCAGCUCAAUGAUAAGCUGGAUAGAGUGGUGUAGAAUUUGGAGCAGUACAACUGGAGUGGAGUGCGGCUUUGAAACCAUCGAUCGUAAGAUACUGGAAGACGCUAUGGGGCCUCUUGGGAGAGAGAUUACGGAUAUGUUCCAGUACAUGAAUGACUUUGGAUAUGAUGGGAACGAUCCAAAGGUGGUGUACCCAUGGGAUUUAGAGAUGAAAGUGGAGACUACCCCUAUCGACGAGUUUUUCAAGAUACAGGGUUGGUCAGGAGUCUUAUAGGACGUCUGUUAUUGUUAACAGGCUGCGCAUAGGGUUGUCAAUACCAAGGAUAAGUUGAU
Molecule: messenger RNA, 1152 nt
Organism: Boeremia exigua
Lineage: Eukaryota; Fungi; Ascomycota; Dothideomycetes; Pleosporales; Didymellaceae
Exons: 5
Coding region: 209-1093 (294 amino acids)
Source: RefSeq, a predicted model, not a curated record